UGGGGGGGGGGCGACAAAGCAGGGGCGAAGGGGCGAGGAGCUGGUCCGCACCAGACGCCAUGGGCUCCAGGAUCAAGGAAACACCCCCCAGCACAUUCGAUUGGUUCUUUGAGGCUGCCUGCCCUGCCUCCUUGCAGGAGGACCCCCCCAUCCUGAGGCAGUUCCCCAAGGACUUCAGUGACCAGGAUUCAAUUCAGAUGUUGCCUAAGUUCUGCUUCCCAUAUGAUGUGGAGAGAGUGACCCCCAGUCCCAUGGUACAACAUUUCACCUUCGUCCUCACCGACCUGGAUGGGAACCGGCGCUUCGGCUUCUGUCGUCUGGCUGGGGGCGCACUGAGUUGUCUGUGCAUCCUCAGCUACCUGCCCUGGUUUGAGGUUUUCUACAAACUGCUCAACAAUGUGGGGGACCUUUUAGCCAAGGGGCAGGUCAGCGAGGCAGAGGAGUUACUCUCUGCCCUCCAUCUGCACCCUGUUCCUGGGCCCCACUCACCCGUGGGGCUGGAGCUGGACCAACAGCACAGCAAACUGAAAAUCACCAGCUGCAGCUGCCCCCUGCCCCAGGGCCCUGGGGAGAGCCAGACACUCUCCUACUUCAUUGCCCCUGAUGCCAAUAGCCUGCCUUCCAUCCCAGAGAGCAGGAACCUGACAGAACUGGUGGUGGCCAUGACUCCGGAGAACAUUCUGCACCUGUACAGUUCCCUGCUCUGUGAGCGCCGCAUCCUACUCACAGCCAGCAAGCUCAGCACGCUGACCGCCUGCAUCCACGCCUCCGCCUCCUUGCUCUAUCCCAUGCAGUGGCAGCAUGUGUACAUCCCCACCUUGCCCCCGCACCUGCUGGACUACUGCUGCGCCCCCAUGCCUUAUCUCAUUGGUGUGCACUCCAGUCUCAUGGAGAGAGUGCGGGACAAGGCCUUGGAGGACGUAGUCUUCCUCAACGUGGACACCAAUACCUUGGAGUCACCCUUUCAGGACCUGCAGACCCUGCCCACGGAAGUGGUGUCACUGUUGCGGCUGCGCCUGCGGAAAAUGACUCUGGCAGCGGGGGAUGGGCUGGCCCGGGUGUUCCUGAGGGCCCAGGCCCUGCUCUUCGGGGACUACAGGGAUGCCCUCCUCUACACACAGGGGCAGCCCGUGACUUUCUGCGAGAAGAGGUUCCUGGACCUGAAGCCAGGGCCCCUACACACCUUCCGCCAGGCUGCCGUGCACCUGCAGCUCUUCAAACAGUUCAUUGACGGGCGGCUGGAGAGGCUCAAUGCUGGGGAUGGCUUCUCCGACCUGUUUGAGCAGGAAAUCACCAGGAGUGGGCUGGCCUCAGGCAGUAUGCGCUCCUAUCAGCUCUGGGCUGAGAAUCUGAAGAAAGGCGGUGGGGCCCUCCUUCACAGCGUGAAGACCCGGACCCAGCCAGCUGUCAAGAACAUGUACCGCUCUGCCAAGAGCGGGCUGAAGGGCAUGCAGAGCCGGCUGCUUUACAAGGAUGGUGACCCCCGCUUGCAGAGGGGUGGCUCCUUGCGGGGCCCACCCCCUGGCCUCAUGCCCAGCAACCGCUCUGAAUGCCUGCAGAGUCGCCUGCCCAUCACACAGCACUUCGGCCAGUCUCGGCCUCGGAGGCCAGCCCGGCGUUGUCAGCCCUGCAGCGAGCAGGGGCUGGAAGAGCAGGGACUGAGCUCUGCUGGGCUGCCCCUGGAGGAGGCAGGAGAGCUUCUGGGAGAGGAGCCACUAGAUAGCAGCUUCCUCGGUUCGGGGGAGCUGGACCUACUGGGAGAGAUCCUGGACAGCCUGAACCUGGGGACCCCAGAACCCAGGGAGGCCCGAGGGCUGCACAGCAGCCGCAGUCUCGACUGCUGCAACCUGGAGACUGGCAGCUAUUUCACUCCGACCCAGAGACUGGGGGCCCUGGGCUGGCCCCGCUGGCUCCUGGAGGAAGAGGAAGAGGAGGCACCAGAAUCCCAACUGCUUCCUCACACAGUCCUGCUGGCCGAGAGCCCCAGGCCCCUCCAGCCCCUCGAGAGCCCUUUAAAGCCCGGACUAGAGCCAGACUCAAGGCCGGAACCACAGCCAGAACCAGAACCACAACCUGAGCCUGAGCCCGUGCCCCAACCCGAACCCGUGCCUGAGCCCGUACCCGAACCCAAAAUCCUAAACACCCCCCAGCCUUCAGAGAUCUCGGCUUUCUCCCAGCACCCAACCUCCACCCUGCUUGGACCCCCAAGCCAGAGCCCUCAAAACAGUGGGAUGUGGAAUCGGGGGGUGGAGGACAGUCACUCGGCCCCUGGUGACAGAGAGCCCGAAAUCCUGGCCCUGCCCAGGGUGUCUGAGCUCAAGAAACGGUUUGAAAGUUAGGGAAUACAGCCCGGCUGCCUCCCCUCCUGCACCCCACCUGGUUUACAUCGCCCUUUGCUGCUGAGGCUGCCCCCCCAGGUAGCAGGAGU
Molecule: messenger RNA, 2428 nt
Organism: Tachyglossus aculeatus (Australian echidna)
Lineage: Eukaryota; Metazoa; Chordata; Mammalia; Monotremata; Tachyglossidae
Gene: DENND1C
Product: DENN domain containing 1C
Exons: 23
Coding region: 60-2339 (759 amino acids)
Biological process (GO): endocytic recycling; endocytosis
Cellular component (GO): cytosol; intracellular membrane-bounded organelle
Molecular function (GO): phosphatidylinositol phosphate binding; guanyl-nucleotide exchange factor activity
Source: RefSeq, a predicted model, not a curated record